Molecule: messenger RNA, 597 nt
Organism: Leucoraja erinaceus (little skate)
Lineage: Eukaryota; Metazoa; Chordata; Chondrichthyes; Rajiformes; Rajidae
Product: thioredoxin-like
Exons: 1
Coding region: 16-336 (106 amino acids)
Source: RefSeq, a predicted model, not a curated record
UACCAUCGCGGCAGGAUGGUGUUGAGACCCAUCAGGACCAGGCGGCAGCUCGCCACGCUGCUGGAGGAGGAAGAGGAGUCCCUGGUGGUGGUCUUCUUCGGGGCCAAAUGGUGCAACAACUGCGCUAGCAUCAAACCCUACUUCAAGAUGAAAUCCGACCAGAACCGCGACGUCAUCUUCGCCGAGGUGGACGUGGAUGAGUCGGAGGAUUUGGCCAGGGCUGUGGGCAUCACCUGCAUGCCCACCUUCCACUUCUAUAGAUGCCAGGAGAAGGCUGGAGAGUUCUCUGGGACCAAGAGGGAGAAAUUGGACCGCCUGAUAGCGCAGUUGAAAUAACACCGCCGCGUUUUAAUCUUCAAAAAUGAUUAAAUGGACUUGUCCAAUUACCCUAGGAAGGAAUUCGGCUCAUCGAGUCUAUGCCAGCUCACAGAGCCAAGCAUCCCCACUCCUUUAUCAUUUCCUCUAUAACUGAAGAUAGACACUAAACGCUGGAGUAAAGGGCCUGUCCCACUUUCACGAGUUAUUCACGAAUUCUCCCGAGUUUUCCCCUUGAUUCAAACUCGCAGAAUGUUCGUAACGAGUCUGUAGGAGUUUGUA